Morchella importuna is the source of this 2427-nucleotide messenger RNA. RefSeq lists its product as uncharacterized. Gene Ontology annotation, biological process: tRNA wobble uridine modification. Gene Ontology annotation, molecular function: protein binding. Bases 1 to 2427 code for a protein of 808 amino acids. The record is from RefSeq and is a predicted model, not a curated record. Lineage: Eukaryota; Fungi; Ascomycota; Pezizomycetes; Pezizales; Morchellaceae. The transcript has 4 exons. Gene Ontology annotation, cellular component: elongator holoenzyme complex.
AUGGCGCACGUCGACACGGAAUUUAUAGCAAUCGGGGCCAACCGAAACCCCACAGCCGCAGACUGGUCCCCGUCCGGCCUGCUCGCAUUCGGUGCAGGACGUUGCAUUGCGCUCUGGAACCCUUUGGACCUAUCCCACCGCGGUGUCCACGCAACUCUCAAAGGCCAUGCAGACCGCGUAAACGUCGUCCGUUUCCUCUCAUCCCAGCCACAAGAUGCCGAUAUCCUCCUCACGGGAUCUGUUGAUAAGACUGUCCGUGUGUGGACGCCUACCCCGGACGGUUUCAAAUGUGCAUGGGCCAGUACCGACGUUCACAAGGGUUCCAUAAACGCCAUUGCGACAUGCGCCGCCAACCCCAACAUCUUUGCUUCUGCUGACGCCUCAGGAACUAUUGCCGUCUUUUCGAUCUCCAUCUCAGGAGAUGGGGCACAAGUAAUACGUUUACAGUCUUUUAGUACAGCGCCAAAAUUCUACCCCUUAACCUUGGCUCUGUCAACGCUUCCCUCGUCGCCCACAGCUCUACUCCUCGCUGUUGCUGGGUCUGCAUCAUCAAUAUCGCUCUACAUAGCACCUUCUGCCUCGGAGAAGUUUACACCACAAGCUACUCUCUCAGGUCAUGAGAACUGGAUCCGUUCUCUCACCUUCACUCCAGAGUCGCCCAACGGCGAAGGAGACCUUAUUCUUGCCUCUGCAUCGCAGGAUAAAUAUAUCCGACUCUGGAGAGUUCAUGCUGGUGAGGCACUCCCACCGGCCACGGCAAACGACGAGACAAAAACGUAUGGACUCUCAAACAGACUUUCAAACAAAGCGCACAAACUGCGAACCGAUGGCGGAGGUGUGUGGAGUGUGACGUUUGAGGCCUUGCUCAUGGGGCACGAGGAUUGGAUUUACACCACCUCUUGGAGGCCAGCUGGUAAUGGCCUGCAGCUUCUAAGUGCUUCUGCGGACUCAUCGCUGUCAAUAUGGACACCGGAGCCUGAGAGUGGGAUCUGGUUGACGACGAGUCGGCUCGGAGAGAUCAGUGACACAAAGGGUGCUAGUACGGCAACGGGCAGUGUUGGAGGCCUAUGGACAGGGCUAUGGUCACCUUCAGGAAAUACCGUUGCCGCGUUUGGAAAGACUGGUAGUUGGCGACUGUGGCACCAUGAUGAGAGCUCCGGCCGAUGGCUCCAGGGUGUCGGUAUCAGUGGGCAUGUUAAGGAAGCAAUGGGUGUAUCGUGGGGUAAAGGUGGUGGGUACUUACUAAGCACUGGGUUAGACCAGACCACAAGGCUAUUCUCGAAAUGGGCUCGUGACAAUCAGACAAGUUGGCAUGAGUUCGCAAGGCCCCAGAUCCACGGAUACGAUAUCAACGCUAUUAUAGAUUUGGGCAAGGGUAGGUUUAUUAGUGGAGCUGAGGAGAAGUUAUUGCGGGUCUUUGAUGAGCCAAAGGGAGUUGCUGGAAUGUUGGAGAGGAUGUGCGGGUUGAAGGAGGAGUCCUUGGACUCAAUGCCCGACGCGGCGAACGUCCCCGUUCUUGGUCUUUCCAACAAGGCCAUCGAAGAUGACGCUCCCCCAACAGACCUUGCAACUACUGAUCCAGAUGCCCUCCCCGCCUCUGUUCCCGAAGAAUCUGGGGCAGCUCCAUCGUCUAGUCUCCUGGACCGUCUCAAUCAUCCACCGCUUGAGGACCAUCUCUGCCGUCACACUCUCUGGCCUGAACACGAGAAACUCUAUGGCCACGGUUACGAGAUCUCCGCUGUCGCUGCUUCUGAUGACGGAACUGUUGUGGCAACAGCCUGCAAGGCUAGCACAGGUGAACACGCCGUAAUCCGCCUUUACGAAACAGCACAAUGGCGAGAGGUGAAGCCAUCAUUGGCAGCGCAUGUCCUCACUGUCACGUCACUUGCAUUCGCUCCCGGUGGACGUAAACUAUUGAGUGUAGGCAGAGACCGCACAUGGGCUGUAUUUGAAAACACCGGUGGCAGCGGAUUUGACGGCGACUGGAAGCUAGUCGAAAGAAAAGAAAAGGGGCACGCAAGGAUGAUACUGGAUGGUAAAUGGGCACCUGUGGAGGAUAUAUUUGCCACUGGCGGACGUGAUAAGAUUGUGCGUGUUUGGUGCCGCCGUGAGGGAGGAUGGGAGUGCACCGCUACCCUUAAAUUUGAGGUUCCUAUUACUGCAGUUGAUUUCUAUGGCACCGUGGUGGGCGGUAAAUGUGUUCUAGCUGUAGGUCUAGAAGACGGAGGGUUGGAGGUCUAUAAAGUUGGCGCCGGAGGAGAGUGCACAGAAGCAGACAAAGUGCUAUUCGACCAGAGGGUUACUCCGGAUAAGGCGGUGACACAAAUCACAUGGUGUCCCAGUGAGGUUGAUAAUGGGAAGUUGCAGAUGGCCGUGACGAGCGAAGAUGGGAGUGUUAGGAUUUACGGACUUGCAUUAGUGAUAUGA